AUGAAGACACUAAUGAUGGCGCAACACACACCAUCACUACUUUUGAUGCUUCUCCUGUGUACUCUAUCUGCUAACGCAUCAUUUCAGCCAGCUCUGGUAUUAGAAAUGGCCAAGAUUCUUCUGGAAAAUUACUGCUUCCCUGAGAACCUGGUUGGGAUGCAGGAGGCCAUUCAACAAGCCAUCCACAGUGGAGAAAUUCUGCAGAUUUCAGACAAAAAGACCCUAGCAGCUGUGCUCACAGUGGGGGUCCAAGGAGCACUGAAUGAUCCGCGGUUGACUGUCUCAUAUGAGCCAAAUUUUGUCCCAGUGAUGCCACCAGUUCUGCCAUCUCUCCCAAAAGAUCAGCUGAUCCGGCUGGUGAGAAACUCUGUCAAGAUGGAUGUCCUAGAAAACAAUGUUGGCUAUCUGCGGAUGGAUCGGAUCAUUGGGGAGGAGACAGCAGCUAAGCUUGGCUCUCUGCUGCGGGACAACAUCUGGGACAAACUUGCUCGCACAUCCUCACUAAUCUUUGAUCUGAGGUACAGCACAGCUGGAGAACUGUCUGGAGUUCCGUUUAUAAUCUCCUUUUUUGCAGACCCUGAGCCACUCAUUCAUAUUGACACUGUGUACGACAGGCCCUUGAAUAAAACCAGAGAGCUGUGGACUAUGCCAUCGAUAAUAGGAGAAAGGUAUGGAAAGAAGAAGGAUGUGAUUAUUUUGACCAGCAAGCGCACCAUGGGAGCUGCUGAGGCCGUUGCAUAUACACUAAAAAAUCUAAAGAGGGCAAUCACAGUAGGAGAAAGGUCUGCUGGUGGAUCAGUGAAAGUCCAAAAGAUUAGGAUUGCUAAAUCGGAGUUCUAUAUAACAGUUCCUGUGGCAAGAUCGGUCAGUCCAAUCACAGGCCAAAGCUGGGAGGUCAGUGGUGUUUCCCCGACGAUCAAUACUGUUGCCAAGGAAGCUAUCGCGAAGGCCAGAUCGCUUCUGGCUAUCAGGAGUGCCAUUCCCAAGGUUGUGCAAAGUAUCUCCGACAUAACUGAGAGGUUGUACGCUUUCACUGACAGAGUUCCAGCUCUUAUUCAAUGUCUGCAAUCUACAGAUUUAUUCUCUGUUGUAUCUGAAGAGGAUCUAGCAGUCAGACUCAACCAUGACCUCCAGAUUGUGUCUGAAGAUCCAAGACUGAUCAUCAGAUUCAUGCAAGACAAUGCCGCCAUCGCAGAGGAGGACCCUGAGCUUUAUGAAGUUCCAGAUGAUCCCAGAUUAUUACAGGACUACAUUGAUCAAAUGUUCAAAGUGGAAAUUCUCCCUGAUAACACUGGUUAUCUUCGCUUUGACAAGUUUGUUAAAUCAUCUGCAGCUAAACUAGAAGAGCUCAUGGCUAAAAAGGUAUGGGAACCCCUCAAAGAUACUGAUAAUCUAAUUAUUGAUCUACGCCAUAACACUGGUGGAUCCUCUACAUCUCUAGCCCUGAUAUUAUCUUACCUGCAGGACACUUCUCAGAAGCACAACUUUUUCACAAUAUAUGACCGAAUUCAGAACACAACAACAGAACAUGACUCUCUGCCCAAAAUUACAGGCCCGACGUACGGCUCCAAGCGUGAAGUUUAUGUGUUAACCAGCUACUACACGGCAAGCGUCGGUGAAGAGUUUGCUUACCUGAUGCAGUCCUUACAUCGAGGCACAGUCAUCGGGGAAAUUACAUCUGGCACCCUGAUGCACUCAAAGACCUUUCAAAUACAAGGGACAGAUAUUGCCAUCACUGUUCCUUUCAUAAACUUUAUAGACAACAAUGGGGAAUUCUGGCUGGGAGGUGGUGUGGUCCCUGAGGCCAUCGUGCUGGCGGAGGAAGCUGUGGACCAUGUUCAUGAGAUUGCACAGUUUCACAGAGGACUCCGGUCCCUCAUAGAAGGUGCUGGGGAAUUGUUAGAAAAGCACUAUGCAGUCCAUGAAGUGGCACUACAGGCUAGCAAGGUGCUGUUAACUAAAUGGGCUGAUGGACUAUACCGGUCAGUGGUUGACUUUGAAUCUUUGGCAUCUCAAUUGACAGCAGAUCUCCAAGAGACUUCAGGUGAUCACCGCCUCCAUGUCUUCCAUUGCGACGUUGAGCCUGAGUCACUUCAUGAGAUCCCAAAGAUCCCUACAGCAGAAGAAGUUGGAUAUAUGAUCGAUGCUCUGUUUAAAAUUGAGCUUUUGCCAGGUAACGUUGGCUAUUUAAGGUUUGACAUGAUGGUGGACAUAGAAGUGGUCAGAGCCAUCGGGCCUCAACUCCUAAAACUGGUGUGGAGCAAGAUAGUAAACACUGAUGCCCUCAUUAUUGACAUGAGGUACAACAGUGGUGGUUAUUCAACAGCAAUUCCCCUCUUGUGCACAUAUUUCUUUGAUGCUAAACCUUUGAUACAUCUUUAUACUGUUUUCGAUCGCACAACAGACACCAUGACAGAAGUCAUGACGUUCCCUAAUGUCAGGGGUCAAAGAUAUGGAUCCUCCAAGGACCUCUUCAUCCUCACCAGCCAUAUGACUGGGUCAGCAGCCGAAGUGUUCACGCGUGCUAUGAAGGACCUAAAUCGGUCCACAGUUGUCGGAGAGCCAACAAUCGGAGGGUCUUUAUCAAGUGGAACCUAUCAGAUCAGGGACAGCGUCCUGUACGCUUCCAUCCCUAACCAGGUUGUUCUGAGCGCCAUCACUGGAAAAAUGUGGAGCUUUUCAGGGGUUGAGCCUCAUGUUAUUGCUCAGGCAAAUGAUGCUCUCUCUGUAGCGCAAAGAAUCAUAGCAGCAAGGCUGUUGAAGAAAGAGCAAGAAUUUACCAGCAGAGGGAGCAAGCACCAAACAAACCUAAAGCUGCCCUCCCUGUUCGCUUCACAACUGAGCACAACUACUGCUAUCAACCAUGACCAGUAUCUUUGGCAACAUCUUCUUGUUACUACACCCACUUGGCUUGGUUGUUGUUGCCUUACAGAAGCACUUAGGAUAAUACGAUUAGAGGUUUUUUGUGGACUAAAUCCUCUUAAGUGUGUGCUAACAGAAACCUUGCAGUCAAAACAGUGCCAUUUGACAAAGAACCUCUUUGGAGAAGGAGGUUCAACUCAACAGCUUCUACUUCUCACUACUCACUUUUUUCUGACUAAACUGGCAAACAUGGCAAAGUCUCACUUGCUGGUGACAUCUCUGCUAGUUUUUGGAAAUGUUUUCUUUAUUCAUGCCGAAUUUUCCCCCAGCCUCAUCGUGGAUAUGGCAAAAAUUGUCAUGGACAAUUACUGCUCACCAGAGAAGCUGGCAGGGAUGAAGGAGGCAAUUGCAGCUGCAAGCAGCAACACAGAGGUUCUCAACAUCCCAGACGCCGAAUCCUUGGCUAAUGUCCUCAGUUUUGGAGUCCAGGGCACAAUCAGUGAUUCACGCCUGAAAGUCUCCUACGAACCAAACUAUGUUCCUGUGGUUCCCCCGAAGAUGCCUCCCCUGCCCCCUGAGCAGCUCAUCGCCGUCCUCCAGACCUCCAUCAAGCUCGACAUCCUGGAAGGCAACAUUGGCUACCUGAGGAUUGACCACAUCCUUGGGGAGGAGGUCGCAGAGAAGGUUGGCCCUUUGCUUUUAGAUCUUGUCUGGAACAAAAUUCUGCCUACUUCAGCUCUGAUCUUUGACUUGCGCUACACUGGCAGCGGGGAGAUCUCAGGAAUCCCCUACAUUGUGUCUUACUUCACCGACGCUGAGUCUCCAAUUCAUAUUGACAGCAUUUAUGAUCGUCCCUCAAACACCACCACGAAGCUGUUUUCUAUGCAGUCACUGCUGGGACAGAGAUACGGCAUCACCAAACCACUUGUUAUCCUCACCAGCAAAAACACCAAGGGCAUUGCAGAAGAUGUUGCCUACUGCCUCCAGAACUUGAAAAGAGCCACCAUAGUGGGUGAGAAGACCGCCGGGGGUUCAGUGAAACUCGAUGAAUUCAAAGUGGGUGACACUGACUUCUAUGUUACUGUGCCAACUGCGAAGUCCAUCAAUCCCAUCACUGGCUCUACCUGGGAGGUCACAGGGGUGACUCCAGAUGUGGACGUCAAUGCAGAGGAUGCUCUCGCUACCGCUAUCAAGAUUGUCAACCUGCGUGCCCAAGUUCCAGUCAUCAUUGAGGAAUCAGCGACCCUGAUUGCUGACAACUACGCCUUUGAAAAUAUCGGGGCAAUUGUUGCAACAAAAUUGAAGGAGAAUCUGGCAAAUGGCGAGUACAGCAUGGUUGUCUCCAAGGACAGUCUGGAGGCAAAGCUAUCCAGCGACCUUAGCACCCUUUCUGGGGACAAGAGCCUCAAGACUACCAGCAACACACCAGCCCUACCCCCAGUGGAUUAUUCUCCAGAGAUGUACAUUGAGCUAAUCAAAGUGUCCUUCCACACUGACAUAUUGGAAAACAACGUCGGCUACCUGCGUUUUGACAUGUUCGGAGACUUUGAGGAGGUCAAGGCCAUUGCUCAGAUUAUUGUUGAACACGUGUGGAACAAAGUUGUCAACACUGAUGCUAUGAUUGUCGACCUCAGGAACAACCUUGGUGGCCCAACAACAGCCAUUGCAGGCUUCUGCUCCUACUUCUUCGAUGCCGACAAGCAGAUUGUGUUGGACAAACUAUAUGACAGAUCAUCUGGCACCACCACAGAGCUCCUAAGUCUGCCUGAGCUCACUGGCACAAGGUACGGCUCCAAAAAAAGCCUCAUCAUUCUGACCAGCAAAGCUACUGCCGGUGCUGCAGAGGAGUUUGUUUAUAUCAUGAAGAAGCUCGGCCGCGCUAUGAUUGUUGGAGAGACCACCGCCGGGGGAUCCCACCCACCCAAGACCUUCUCUGUUGGUGAGACCAACAUCUUCCUCAGCAUCCCCACCGUCCACUCUGAUACUACCGCCGGACCAGCCUGGGAGGGAGCUGGGAUCGCUCCUCACAUUCCCGUCCCAGCCGAUGCUGCCCUCGAGACCGCCAAGGGCAUCUUCAACAAGCACUUUGCUGACCAGAAGUAAUCCUGAACAAAGUCAUGGGGGGGAUUCCACAGUCAGUUUUGCUUUGACAGCCAAAUGGUUUUCAGAUUUUAAAUGUAGGCUUGUUUGAGAAGUGAAGACUGUAGGAUAAGUACAAAGUGUAAUCUGCUAUUCAUUCUCUCAAUACCUAAGCCUUCUUAGUCUGUUGUAAUGUAGAGCAAAGGUCCAACAGGAUUUUCUGUAGUUUAUAUUUCUGUCAAAUGUUAAUCUGACUGUUGAAGGUUUUUAAGAAUGAAUAACACUGAAACGUCAAUGUGAUCAUUUUGAGAAGUACGAUUGUGUCAAAGACAAGCUGCAACAUCAUGCAACUUACAAAAAUUAUAUUUUUGAGAAGUCACACGCAAAAGAGUAGAAAAAAGCAAACACUUACAAAUAUGCUUUUGAGCAAAAUUUACUCUUCAUUUGUUAUGUUGGGUAUUCGGAAUUGGGACCUCUAUAAAGUGAUCAAUUUUUACAUGAAAUGUGAUCUCCUCUUUGAGGAUGGAAAAUGCUGUAUGUCUAUUUCGCAGUAAACUUCAUACCAUUUGGACCUACUUGGGUUGUAUCAAUUCCAGUGGUGAGAUACAAUUAAAAAAAACUAAAAUACACAAGUAAA
This is a messenger RNA of Amphiprion ocellaris (clown anemonefish), 5578 nucleotides long. RefSeq names its product retinol binding protein 3 (gene rbp3). Gene Ontology annotation, molecular function: serine-type peptidase activity; retinol binding. The record is from RefSeq and is a predicted model, not a curated record. Gene Ontology annotation, biological process: proteolysis. The coding region runs from base 1 to 4965 and encodes 1654 amino acids. NCBI's taxonomy places the organism in Eukaryota, Metazoa, Chordata, Actinopteri, Pomacentridae. The transcript has 6 exons.